Messenger RNA from Thamnophis sirtalis, 2236 nucleotides. RefSeq names its product P2Y purinoceptor 1. Gene Ontology annotation, molecular function: neuropeptide receptor activity. Gene Ontology annotation, biological process: G protein-coupled receptor signaling pathway. Gene Ontology annotation, cellular component: membrane. Lineage: Eukaryota; Metazoa; Chordata; Lepidosauria; Squamata; Natricidae. The record is from RefSeq and is a predicted model, not a curated record.
GCUUUUCUCCGAGCGCCGCGAAGCUUUGCUCGGCUACCGCUGGCUUUGCCUGCCCGCCCAGCGCUGGAUCCUGGGGUGGUCGCGGGUACUCUCAUCCGCGGAGUUCCCCGUUUUGCCGAGCCAGACGGACGCGUGUCCAUUCUCCGGAGCUCCAGACGUCUCGAAGACCGGGUUCGACGGCCGACCUGCAGCUCGGGACCCGGACCGUGGAGUUAUCCUGCAUCUUCCCCUCUCUUCGUCCCUCUCUUGCGCCACCUUCGAAUGGUUUGCAGCCUUUCCACGGGGAAAAGGGACUCCACGUGGCUUUUUCUUCCCUUCGCAGAGUUUCCAAACUGGCACCUGUCUGUCUUCUGAAGCCUCGUCGCUUUCUUUCCGCUGGCAAAACUCGCUUCUGCAUCCACCGUCCACGCCCGGACAAGGUUUAAUUCCACUGUCUACUCUUCUGAAGCCUCUCCGCUGUUGGCAUCCCCAUUUCUUCCUCCAGGCAUUCCCUCUCCCGAUGAUUUCCUUUGAGAAAUUCCUCAAUUCCAUCCUGCACCCACUCAAGUGAACUGCUCCCUACCUGCCUCAAAGAACACGCCCCUUGUGUAGGUCCAUCCCCCCACUUUCUCUUGUCUCCUCCAAGGCUCAGCAUUGACCGUGAUGAAAGAAGUGGGCAAUCAAGUCAACAACUCCACCAACAACUCUAUUUGUGACAUUGAUGAUUUGUGCCCAGUUAAUAUAGAUUUCACCCAAUGGUUCCUGCCCACUUUCUACCUCAUCCUCUCUGUCUUGGGUCUUUUGGGGAAUACGUUGGGCUUGUGGUCCUUGUGCAGAAGCUCACGGAAGAAAAGUUGGAACCCUUUCAAUGUGCUAUUGUGUAACUUAGCAUUUGCAGACUUGUCUUAUGUGAUUACACUGCCCUUCUUUGUGUCCUACUAUCUUGGGGGACAUGUGUGGGUCUUUGGCCAAAGCUGGUGCAAGCUAACUCGACUUUUCUUCCAUGUCAACCUUUAUGCCAGCAUUGGCUUUCUGACCUGCAUCAGUGUCCAUCGUUACCUGCAUAUUGUCCAUCCAAUGAAGAUGAUAGGAAGAUGCCAGAACCUUGGCUUUUCUGUCUUUCUGAGUGUUUUGGUCUGGCUCUGGGUCACGAUUCAACUUUCUCCUGAUUUAACUUUUAACAAAAGGGGUCACAUGUCCGACAAGUGCCAUGACUCAACAGAACACAAAUACCUGGAGACUUAUCUGUUAUACUUUCAAAUUUUAACAGUGACUGGCUUUGCUAUUCCUUUCUUCAUUGUCACUGGGUGCUAUUGUCAUGUGGUCCUUGUCCUCAGGAGGAACAAGAACAUGGAUCCUAACCUCAAGCAGAAGAGCAUCAAGCUGGUGAUUAUGGUAAUGACACUUUUCUACGUGUGCUUCCUCCCAUAUCAUAUCUUUAGGAACCUUAACUUCUUGUCUCGAAGAUGGCAAUGUCAGGGAUUUUGCAACCAGACUUUAAAGAAUAUUUAUAUCUUCUACCAAGUGACUCGAGUCUUGGCUAGCCUGAAUAGUGUCCUGAACCCUUUGUUAUACCUGCUGGCCCGUGAGGAUUUAGAAGUGCAAUUGAGGAAAUUUGCUAGAAACAUUAGAUUCAGUCUGAAGACUUCUUUCGAGGACAAACUCCAGCCCCAUUUGGAGUUGAGGCAAUCAAAUAUUAUGCUUGAUAAAGAAUGUGGAGAGACGCUAUCUAGUGAUCUCUGAAUGAUAGUUUUAAUUUAAAGGAACAUAUCAUACAUGCUGACCGUCCGAAUGCUCCUCCCUCUUUUCCAACAUUCCUAUCAUUUGAUGGAUACAGGUAUUAAUGUUUUUCAUAGUUUGAAAAUUGGGGUUGGAGCACAGUUUAGAAGCAUUAUGCAAACGUGCAGAAGAGUGAGAGUGUGGAGUGAGAAUGUAUGGAAUACAAUGGAACAGGUUAUGAAAGAUAAACAACUAAAUUUAUGGGCCUGUAAUUUUAUUAUUUGCCUGAAUUAAUCUUUAACUUGGAUGCAUAGCCCUGCCCUUAUUACUUCAUUAUAUUUCUAUUUUCCAUGGGAGGUCCUCUGAAGAGAUUGGAAUAUUUAAAAGUUGCUGGACUGAAAACAUCAUAUACUGUACAUUAUGUAUAAUAGUACUCCUUUUUCGCUCUGUACAUGUAUGGUGGCAGUAGGAAACCAUACAAGAUUCAAACCAGAAGGUUUAUUGCCAUUAAUGUAUAUCUAUAUACGUAUAUAGUUAU